AUGGCUAUUGGCCCACGCAUAACGGCACCAUACACCGGACCCUUCAAUCCCACGCGCUUUGUAACGUCCUGGAUCCUCCCACCAGCCGUCCUUUUCGGUAUACGCGCGCUAUUGGCGCUCUACGCCUUCACGACUCUAUUCACCAUCUUUGGAUGGAACGGGGCCCAUGGCAGGUCCGCCGAAUCCCAGCAUUCCUUCUCCUUCUUCACUGUCUUGACAUAUUGGGGGCUUGCGUUUUACUAUGCCUUCUCUGCUGCGCAUACUGGUAGCUACUGGCUUACUGGAGAACCCUUCUUGGCACGCUGGCCAAAGGCGCUUCAGAUUGCGCAUAGCAUGUUUUACUCCACCAUUGUAGUAUAUCCGUGGUUGGUCACCAUCGUGUACUGGGGACUUCUGGCGAGUCGUUUCCCUACAACCUUUGCCUUGUGGUCAAACACUUCCCAGCAUGCCCUCAACUCUGCAUAUGCCUUUUUUGAAAUACUAUUCCCCCGCACGGAGCGGCUGCCUUGGUUGAAUCUGAUUCCAGUCAUCCUCCUUUUGGCCCUCUAUCUUGGUCUGGCCUACCUCACACACGCAACUCAGGGAUUCUAUGUGUACCCCUUCCUCGAUCUUCAAACACACUCGUCUGGUGUCGUGGCAGGAUACAUUCUUGGUAUCUUGGUCGCCGCCAUUAUCAUCUUUCUCAUCGUCAGGUACCUCAUCGCGUUACGCGUAUGGGUCACCGAGACGAAGCUGGGCAAGAAGGGCAAGUUCUCCACACACACCAAGAACAGUACGGAAAUAGAUGGAUUUCCAUUGCAGAGCACACCAAAGUAA
Pyrenophora tritici-repentis Pt-1C-BFP is the source of this 816-nucleotide messenger RNA. RefSeq names its product Far-17a-AIG1 domain containing protein. The record is from RefSeq and is a predicted model, not a curated record. Gene Ontology annotation, cellular component: membrane. Lineage: Eukaryota; Fungi; Ascomycota; Dothideomycetes; Pleosporales; Pleosporaceae.